CUGGUCUGGUCUGAGGGGGGGAAAUAGAAACCUGCUAAGGGAGGAGAAGAUCUUCCAAACAGCCAGGACAGAGUAGUAGGAGGCUUCUUUUAAAAAAGAAAACAUGGAGCAAGUAGGAAUGUCUGUGGCACCAACUGUACAGGAGGAGCCCUCCAAUGCUGAAAAUCUCCUGGCAGUAAAAUUCCUCAUGUCUGCGCUGGAGUCGAUGUGUCAGGAAAUUGCCAAGUCAAAAGCUGAAGUGGCUUGUAUCGCUGUGUAUGAAAAGGACGUGUUUGUAGUGGGGACUGAGCGAGGAAGAUCCUUCAUUGGAAGUCGAAAAGAUUUUCAGAGAGACUUUAUAAAAUACUGUGUGGCUGAGACUCGAAAAGCAGCAGGAAAGCGGCUAGUAAAAAGUAUUCCUUAUGUGUCUCUGACUCCUGUGGAUAAAGUUUCUGAUGUCGAAACACUCAGAAAAUCAGUUGAAGAUGUAUUCUGUUUGUUGUAUGGUAAAGCUCAUGGCAAAUGUGCUCCUAUUCCUGUGCCUUAUGAAAAGAUAUCGAGGGAUCCGGAAGCUGUAGCAAUACAAGGAAUGCCUGAUGGCGUAAGCUUUACACAACCUGCACAUUAUGACAUUGCAACUUUAGAAAAAGUUUUGGAGCGAAAGGCACAGAUAACAUUUGUGAUAAAAAGGCCAUUUCUGGAUAGCAUCAUUCAACAUGUGGAAAUGAAACGGAAGACUGAACAGGAGAUUAAAGUGACACCUGCUAGUAGCUUUGUUCCAGUUCAAGUGAAAACAGAACCAUGUGAUGAUAACCAACCGAGCACAUCUGUUGAGUCAACCUCGGUUAUUAUCAAAGAUGAGAAGGAAGAUCCAGAUUAUUAUCGCUACAGUGCUCAAGGGCCCAGUGUCAUUCCUUCAGAACUGAGUGAAGUUGACGAAGGAAUUUUCUCCCAAUCGAGGUCCCACCAAGAAAAUGUACGAGAGACUGAAGCUGAUGUAUCAAGUGAUGAGAAGGAGCCCGAAGGAUUUCCAGUGGACAGUAGAAAAGACCCGGCUCGGCAACAGCCUUCUGAAACUAGUGAAGAUCCUGAAGUAGAAGUAACUCUUGAAGGUGACGAAGAUGACGAAUAUGUCCCGCCCAAUAAAAGACCAAAGACCAUUGUGCAGCCGACUGACGCGGGGGCCACAGUAAAACGGAAAUCACGGGAGUUUAAUUUUGAGCAAUGGAACACCAGAAUUACUGAACUAAGGAAGCUAGUGGAAAAUCUUUUUGAAAAGAAAUAUGCUGAAGCCAUAAAAACGACAAGUCCCGUCAUAAUCCCAUACCCACUCUUUCAGUCCAAUGCUGAAGAUCUUAGUGUUGAAGGUUUACCCGAAGGUAUUCCAUUCAGGAGGCCCUCCACCUACGGUAUUCCAAGACUCGAAAGGAUCCUUCUAGCAAAUGAAAAGAUAAAAUUUGUUAUCAAAAGACCGGAGCUGUUAUCUACUAUUCGGGAUGAAGAAGCGAAUAAAUCUGUGCCAGGAGCAAAAGAAGAGUGGAACACCAGAAUCACUAAACUGAGGAGGAUGGUGGAAGAUUUGUUCUGCAAGAAAUACGCUGAUGCCUUGGGACAUCAAAAACCAAUGAUUGUGCCCUAUCGUAAAUUUGAAUCUCACCCCAAAGAUCUCUAUGUGGAGGGUAUUCCCGACAACAUUCCUUUCAGAAGUCCUUCCUGGUAUGGCAUUCCUAGGCUAGAGAAGAUUCUACAAGCGGCUAAUCGGAUAAAAUUUGUUGUGAAAAGACCAGAUCUGCUGAUUAAUGAGCAUAUUGAUACCACUCUACAGGGGUCCAGUGCUGGAGGUAAAGAAGACUGGAACGUCAGAAUUACAAAACUACGGAAACAGGUCGAAGAGAUUUUUAAUACAAAGUUUGCUGAAUCUAUGCAACUUUCGCAACCAGUGAAGGUCCCAUAUCCAUUGUUUGAGUCUCACCCACAGCAUCUGUAUGUAGAAGGGUUACCAGAUGGAAUUCCUUUCAGAAGCCCCACAUGGUUUGGAAUACCUAGACUGGAAAGGAUCAUUCGAGGCAGUUCAAAAAUUAAUUUUGUGGUGAAAAAGCCACAACUGGUGUAUCCUCAUCUCCCUGAAGAUUUGAAAAAAGAGUGUGCUGUCGGAACCUCAACAGCCACCAGAGGGAAGAAAACUUUGUCUCAUCCGCCUGAAAAACAUUUGACCCCAACUCCAAUAGAGUCCAGUAAUUCUGAGGAAAAGAAGACUUCACAACCAUCAACCCCAAACCAUUCGGAGAUAGAAGUUACUAUAGAAGGUUCUGAUGACAUUCCACAGGUCAAGACUGUUGGAAAUAACUUGCAAGCAAAUGGCUCAAAUUUUAUCUCAAAUACUACCUUCAAGCCAAGAGGCAGGGAAUUCUCUUUUGAACAGUGGAAUGCCAAAAUUACUGACUUGAAACAGCAAGUAGAGGCCCUGUUCAAUGAAAAAUGCGGUGAAGCAUUGGGGCUUUCAGAGCCAGUGAAAGUGCCGUACCCACUGUUUGAAUCGCACCCGGAUGAUUUCUACAUUGAAGGCUUGCCUGAUGGCGUGCCUUUCAGAAGGCCAUCGACCUUUGGAAUUCCACGGUUGGAAAAGAUUCUUCGAGCAAGAGCCAAGAUCAGAUUCGUAAUUAAAAAUGUCGAUAUGUUUCAGACUGCAUUACAGGAAGCUACAAAACGUCCACAGACAGCAAGGUCGCAAACGAUUUCAGAUGGAAAAAUCCCAGAGCCACAAAUGACGCUGCCAGCAACGACAGAUUCAGACAAUCAAGCUGCUGAGUUACCCUCUGCAGUGGGUGUUGAAGAUCUUAACAUCAUUCAGGUUACAAUUCCAGAAGGUGAAGGUGAAAAGUUGUCCAAAGUGGAGAAAGCCAGACAGCUGAGAGAACAAGUAAAUGACCUGUUCAGCAAGAAAUUUGGCGAAGCCAUUGGAAUGAACUUCCCAGUGAAGGUUCCUUACAGGAAGAUCACCACCAACCCUGGCUGUGUUAUAGUGGACGGCAUGCCUCAGGGAGUUCCGUUCAAAGCACCCAGUUAUCUUGAAAUAAGUGCCAUGAAAAAGAUACUGGAAUCUCCAAACUUUAUCAAAUUUACAGUCAUACGACCUUUUCCAGGACUCCUGAUCAAUAAUCAGGUAACUGAACCGAGUGGACCGGCUUCAUCAGUGACACCAGGGGGCUCGGUGAUGUCAGCUGCACCAGCAGUUGGAGGAGAUACAUCUCAGACAAGACAACUGCCGAAAAUAAAAGAACCAACAGAAGCGUGGUCAUAGGAACUCCUUCUGACAGUGUUGUGGAACCUGAUGCCAGUCAGCAUGGAAACUCCCAACCUCCAGAACCAACCAGUCAGUGUGAGCUUCAGAACGUUUAAGGCAUCAGCUGUAUAUUGUUAUAACUGUACAAGCUAGGAGACAAUGUUUGCUUUCAACCAGACUUUUUUGUACCAUUAGAAAAAAGCUACUUUUUUUUAAAAAUCAACUCAAGUUUAAUGGAUUAUGAAAUGUACCAAAUUGUAUCUCACAUUGGUUGAGGGAUUGUGUUCUGUACAUCUUAAUUGUCAACCAAAAAACCUUUAUUAAAGCUGAGAAGAAAAAAUCCACCUUUGUACUGAUUUGUAAUCUGAGAACCAUCUGUGAAAUACCUGACGACUUGGGUCAUCUGUUAAUCACUUUGAACCUACAAGUUGAAUGCUUCAAUAUUUGAAUGUGUUGUACCUACUUAUAUAUAGUGUUUUACCAUAACCUCAAACAUUGAAAACUAGAGAAAAACCAACUAACAGCCUUUGCUACCUCUUCCUCCUCCCGACUUUCACGUGUUGUAGCCUGGACGCAGCUGGGUGGAGAUUGCCAUGGCUUCUGUCCGUGAGCGGGUCCUGUUCAGCACUAUUGUUGUGAUAGAUACAAACAGCUGUGGUGUGUCAAAUGCAUAGUUGAAGUUUUGUGAACAGUAGAGUAAUGGAAACGUAAAAGGCAAUAAAAAAACCUGUCUGGGCCUCUCUCUCUGCUCUUACUUUGCUCCUGGACGGUGUGAAAGAGCAGGUUUACCUGUCUUUUCUCUUUGAAAUACUGUAUACAACAUAGUGCACUUUCAACCACUGCAUACUGAAACUCUGGAACACUCGUCCUCUGUCCCUCUGCCU
This is a messenger RNA of Callorhinchus milii (elephant shark), 4146 nucleotides long. RefSeq names its product general transcription factor II-I. Gene Ontology annotation, molecular function: DNA-binding transcription factor activity. Lineage: Eukaryota; Metazoa; Chordata; Chondrichthyes; Chimaeriformes; Callorhinchidae. The record is from RefSeq and is a predicted model, not a curated record. Gene Ontology annotation, cellular component: nucleus.